AUGGGUUUGUGUAGUUCAAAUGUUCGUAAAAAGGGUUAAAAGAAUACUGAGAUAAGGUAAUUCAGUUAAUAGGACAUUCAUAAUUUUUAUAAAUUGGGUUAAGUAAUUGGUCGAGGUAAUUUUGGAACAGUUUAAAUUGGUUAUAAGAUAGAGUAAGAAAGGAAUGGAUUUAAGGGAAAGUGUUAUGCGAUAAAAUGUAUAGAUAAGGGGAGAAUAAAUAUGGAACACAUUUAAAGAGAGUUAGAGAUUUUAUCAAGACUUGAUCAUCCAAAUAUAAUUAGAGUUUAUGAAGAAUAUGAAGAUUUAAAUCACUUUUAUUUUGUGAUGGAAUACUGUAGAGGAGGUGAACUAUUAUAAUAGAUCUUAAACCAUGGAGCCUUAAAUGAAAGAAAUACAUAAAUAAUAAUGAGAUAAUUAUUUUCUGCAGUGGGAUAUCUACAUUAGAGAGGAAUAAUCCAUAGAGAUUUAAAACCAGAGAAUUUGAUGUUAGCAACAGCAGAUGGAGAAUUCGAUAUAAGAAUCAUAGAUUUCGGAUUAAGUAAAAGAGAAUAGAUAAUAAAAAAGCCAUAGUAAUCAAGAUCAAAAUGUAGACAUUAAACAAAAGUUGGAACUCCUAUUUAUGCAGCUCCAGAAGUAUUGAAAGGAGUUUAUUCUGAAACAUGUGAUGAAUGGUCAUUAGGUUGUAUUAUGUAUGUAUUAUUAUGUGGAGAACCUCCAUUUAAUGGAUAGAAUAUUCAUCAAUUAGAAUUAUAAAUUAAUAAACCUCGUUUAGAUUUUAGAGACAAUAUUUCAAUUGAAUGUUAAGAACUAAUUAAUAAAUUAUUAGAACCAAAUCCAAAUAAAAGAAUUACUUGCUUAGAAGCAUUGAAACAUCCUUGGAUCAUACGAGACACUAAUUAAUAUAGGAUGCUAACUACUAUGCAAAGUGAAGAUAAUAAUUUAGAAAUUGAAAGAGUAAUUGAAUUAUUAAGAUAAUAUGGUGAAAGUACUUCAUUUAAGAAAGAAUCAUUAAAAAUUCUAUUAUCAUAAUUAACAGAUUUUUAAUAGAAAUAUUUAAAAUUGAAAUUUGAAGAAUUAGAUAGAGAUAAUUGUGGAACUAUUAAAGAAUUAGAAUUGUACGACUUUUUGGAUUAACAAGGAAAGAAUUAGUUAUUUAAACAAGUGGGCAUGCAAAAGUUUAGUAAAAAUGAUUAAGGAUAUUAUAUUUCCUAUACUGAUUUUAUGGCAGCUCUAUUAAACCAACCAUUUUAUUUAACAUAAGAUAGAUUCGAAAAUUUAUUCAAUUGGUAUGAUGUAAAACAUAGGCAAUACAUAUCUAAGAAUGAUUAUGCAAUAGCUAUGAGCAGAAGAGGUUUAGUAAUCAGUUAAGAAAAGAUAGAUAACAUAUUUAAUGAGUUAAAUUUGGGGUUAAUAAGAUAUGAACAAUUUAAACAAGUGAUGAUUUCAAAUUCACUUUAUUAGAAUAAUCCUACCAAACCAGAGACCAGAUAAAAAAAUGGUUUAAAGGCUAUUAAGAUAAAUGCAUGUGUUGCGGAUGAAUGUAAAUUUUUAUGAU
Messenger RNA from Paramecium sonneborni, 1555 nucleotides. NCBI's taxonomy places the organism in Eukaryota, Ciliophora, Oligohymenophorea, Peniculida, Parameciidae. The record is from the annotation of a GenBank genome assembly.